CCAUUUUAAGUUGGGCAGUCGUCAUUUCACAUCGCUACAGUAGGACGGAGAACGUCAGGACUCAAUUUCAUCAAAUUUCUCUUACAACUUAAGUGGAGAAUUGCCUACUAUGAAUUGAAACUCUUCCUAACAUCAAACAAGUAGAUCCUAGUGAAGUGACGCAUAAGCCAGUAGUUUCCAGUGUCGUGUUAGUUUUUGCACCUAAAUGUAGAGGAAAUGGCUGUGGAAAGCAUGACUGUCCAUCCAAACUCCCCAACUACCAACCACGAACACAACAGUCUCCGGACUGACGAAAGGUCGAGUAAUUCUACAGUCAUAUUUAAAUGAAUUUUAUUUAUUUGUCCUGUGCUUUGACACAAAAGCCCGGGCUUUCUUUUUCUUUUUCUGUCAAAGGGAUUAAACUCGCCUUUUUGGAAAACCAGUACAAAGGUAAAGAGCGCCAUGUUGACCCGACAACGACAACUGGGAGGCCAAUAGCAUCUGGGAGAACUUUAUUCCCUCUAUUCUCAAGUUAUUUCUACCAACGACCAACCGACUUCGGUCGAGUUAUCGGAAGAAAUACCGAUGAAGCUGAGCCAGUUGAUCAAUCAAACGUUCACCGCCAUUUUAGCCAAUUCAUCGGGUAUAAAGCUCCGGCUAACUACCAGCCCCGUUUCUGCCACUUUCACCGUUAAACUCCGUAUUUUCGGAAAGUUCGUUUAUUGCGUAAGUGCGACUCCUGCACGUAACUGACCGAGAAUCCAAAACAGGGAUUUUGGUGAUAAUGUGGCCCUGUGAGACUAAUCUGGCCCUGUUUGAAUGUAGCUAUGUUAGCCUGUGGCUAAUGUCACCAGGCUGCGGUUUGCCAACUGAAAAAGGCUAAGCUAACUGAUGCUAACGUUUCAUUUACGUUAACUCACGAUUUAUUUACGCCGCCGAUCGUUGUUAACAUGCUUAUAUCAAUUAAUCGGUCUGGAUGGGCGCCAAUUCACAUCUAUCGAUUCAUUUUGUGUCAACGUCCAGUAAGGAAGAGCUCCGUGUGUGUUAAGUGUUAGCACUACGCACUUAAAAUGUUCACCUGUCUUUGGUCUGUCUGUCAGGUCCACGGGUAAGAACUCUUAUUUUGGGUCCCAAACAACCUUUGAUUAUUGAUUUUCCCUUCCCAAAGCCUUAAGAAUAAUUUAUUUUCAUAAAUAUGCUUUAUGUUUAUGAUUAACCCUCAGUCUUUUAUUAGUGUUUAAGUUUUUCUAACUCAUUUGUGAUGCCUGUUAAUCAGCUGGUCUAAACUAUGUCACUUUUUUCACAGUCGUGCCCAAACUGACUCGUUCAAAACAUCCACAAGAGUCCCCAAAGUGUGUUAUAACGUCUGCAAAGCAUCCCAGAAGUGUUGAAGUCAAACACAAAAGUCCCUUUUCCAUAGUUAACUUAGGCGAUUAAUCCAGUUGGCCCUACCUCCAAGUCCCAAAGACCCCUGUAGUGCCCCUUAGGAAAAAAAACAAAAAAACCUUUUUAAUGGUUUUUGUUGCAAAAGUGAAGAAAGCCUGUCACAGUAAGUAUUCCCCAUUUUAAUCACGGCCCUUUGCUUUGAUAGUAGUCACAGAUAUGGACUCAUCCACAGAGCUAAUAAUGUACCAUACUGCAUGGUAACUCCUUGAGAAGCUGUUACUGAUUGACCUGUCAGGAUUUUUCACACUUGUUUUCUUGUGGGAUGUAAACAGAGUUUAUGGAAAUUUCUUUGGCGUAGUUACUGUCCAUGUAGGACUUGGUCUUUCUGCACUUGGUAUUCGUUGAGUUUUUGCUUGUGCAGGGUUUGAUCAAUACCACAAAUGUGUGACUAGUAAACCACAGUUAUUCCUCCUCCCAGGUCUUAAACUUCUUCAGUUGGCUAAUGGAUGGGAGCUUCAAUGAGAUGUCACUGAUAGGACGUGUUAUUGUCUUGUCUGAGCUUAAUGAAGGCAGGGUGUAGUCUGAUUAUGCUGGCUGUUUGUCUGAAGAGUGCUACAGUACUGGGAGCUGGUGAUGUGUGUGAUUAACAUCCAGACAGACCCGAGGGGCCAACAGUGUAUUUCUCUAGUGAAACCUCACCAUCCCUGUUCAGGACAGCCUUUCCUAACGCAGCCAAAUCCCUGAACUAUGAGAGAGAGAGAGAGAGAGCGCUCUGUUGUGUCAGGAAAGUUUUCCUUGUGGUGUUCGUGUGCCCUGCAGCUGUGCUGCUCAUGCCAACAGUGAGGUAGAGGAGUGACUUGGCUGCUGGGAUCAAACUCCAGUUUGUUGUGUUUGGCUUUAAAGUUGGUGCAGGAUAAAGACCCUGUUGGAGUGAAGUAUGUUAGACAGGGAGAUGGGAACCCAGGAACUAAUGUCCUGCAGGUUUGGGGUUUCGCUCUCCUUUAAAGGGCUGAAAUCUGAACACAGAGUUUGUUGUUUACCUCUGGAUGAUGUUGUUUUGUGCUCUUUAACAUAGAGAGGUUGGAGCUACACCAGAUUUCUAAUUAUGAUCAAACCAGGUUUGAUGAAGUAUCCGGACAACCAAGUUCAGUGAAACUCAGAAAAAACUGCAAAUUUAAAGCAUUGAAUUGUGGGUAAUUUCAGGAUCUCCAGUGGUGGUAGAAUCUGUUAGCUGAGAGGUGAGGAUGAACACAUCAUGGAGAGAGUUUACAUUAUGACCAAUUCAGAUGGUGUUUUAUCAGGAUCAGCAGAGCAAACAUAGAAGAGUAAGUACGCUCUCAGCAUGCACACAGUUUAACAGAUAAUUAUAAAACUUCGACAAGACUUCUGUACUAUAGACUGUUUCUGGGUCACUAGAGACCUGUUUGUGAACCAGUCUGUGCAGGUGAGUCUUCUGUUAGUGUCAGAGAGAUGAAUCAGGAUUAUUCAGGGGGUGACAGUGGAACCCCAGGGGGGAGAGUGUGUGUGUGUGUGUGUGUGUGUCGAGGGUGUGGUGAGGUUCACUGUACACACACACACACACACACACACAGACGCACACACAGAGCGGCAGACAUGUUCCCUCAGAGCAGGUCUGUAAACCCUCACACCUGUCCACUGACUGUAUGCUCUUCAAACCGCUGAACCUCCUCCUGAGGGGUCAGUUUUAGGGCUGCGGUCUUCUCUCUGCUCACCAGGAUCAGGUCUUAAGGCAGGCAGGUCCUGCCAGCCUGUUUCUGCUGUGCCUGGACCGAUUUUAACGGUGCAGGGAUCUGAGUUAGACCGGCCUGGACUGUGAAUGAAAUCACAAACGAGAGAAAAUGGCCGACAGGUCAGUCUGACAGGAUGUUCAAAUGUUUACGGCAAAUACGUUUUUACUCACAGUGCCUCACAGGAGAGUCAUGUCUGAACACGCUGUGUGGGAGAAUAUCAUCACAGAAGGGGUCUCCUCAGCCCUGUAAGGGUCUGACCUUUGACCUUGUCUGUGCAUGUAGGGGCUCUUGAUAUCUGACUGGUGUGCCUCCUUUUAUGGACAUGUGUUCUGUGUUCAUUUACAUGUAUACAGUCUGGAGUUAGAGUACAUUUAUAAAUACACUCUUAAUUAUUCUCCCCUCGUGAGUUUUUGUCGGUGUCUGUAGAGCAGCAGUAUAUCCUGCUUCACUUUGUCUCAGUUCGGCUCACAGCUGUAUUUAUAGUUUCAUCAUGGAGGGUUUUAUUUGAUGAAUGACAUGAGUGAUAUAACAGACAGACACAUGUACUUCAUGAUAUUUAGAGUGUUGUUUAUGGUCACGGUCGAACUCUCAGCUGUUUUGAUCGCUCAGUCUUGGUUCAUUGUUGGUGUUUUUAACAGACAGUGAGUUAGGAGCAUUAUGGACCAGCCCUUCACAGCAGUUAAUACAGGGAGGUAUCUAAUAUACAGGUAAUAGUGUAGGACCUCUGGUGGUAACACACACACACACACACACACAGCUGUUCUCAAACCUCCCUCUGUGUGUUCGGUGUCUGUAAAUAAAACAGCCUAUUUCUCUGUCAUGUUCUUCUGUAAAUCCACACGGCAGAGAGUCGAGGGUGACCUCAAGUUUAACUCGUCACUGACUCUCCCUUAAAGCUGUUUUUACAGGCUGACGUGUUUAAAGGUCAAAAACUGAAAAACAGCGUCUUAAAAACGUCCUCUCCACAAAUAAAACCCGCAGCUUUAGCAGCCGUUCGGGUUAAAUGACGAAUCGUUUUAUCGUGAUCGGUGAGCGCUGAAAACGAACCAUGAAAACAUCCAUGUCCUUUUUCUGCUGCAGAUGUUCUCUGAUCUUCUCGUGUCGUUUUCAUCUGUGAGUGUCCGACUCUUCAAUCUAACAUCUCACAUUUUCACCAACAGGCCCGAGGAUGGAGAGCUGGAGGAGGGAGAGCUGGAGGAUGACGGAGGAGAUGUGGGAGAGGAGGUGGACGGAGGUGCGUCUGCAGCAGGAGGAGGAGGAGGUGGUGGUGAGGGGGCUGAUGAAGCAGGCGAAGGUGAAGCAGAAGGGGAAGCGGCCUCAGAGAGACCACGGCGAAGUCGAGAACGCCACGGGAGCAGCGGGUCCGAUGAUGAGAGGUCCCACCGCCGCAAGAGGAAGAGGAAAAAAGAGAGGGAGCGGGAGAAGAGGAGGUCCAAGAAGAAACGCAAAUCCAAACACAAGGUAAGAAAGUUGGAGAACGUAGAAGUGAGAUGAGACGAACCAAAACGAUGAACGGAGAUAAACCCGUGUGUGUGUGUGUGUGUGUGUGUGUGUGUGUGUGUGUUUCCUUCUCUCAGCGUCACGCAUCCUCUGAUGACGACCACUCAGACUUCAGCGACGACUCUGACUACAGUCCCAGCGAGAAGAGGAAGUACAGGGACUACAGUCCACAGUACCCCCCCUCUGUAAGUCCAAACCCGUCUUCACUCUAGAAACCCUCAGUCUCAGUGUCUUCAUGAAGUCGGCUAACAUGAUGAACGUGUCUUCAGUCUCACGGAGGAUACGGCGGCUCCAAGAAGAGCAGCUACAUGAAGAUGGACAAGCAGAGCUACGGAGGUUACGAUGACUACGAAGAAGACAACUACGAGGGCGAGGAGGAUGAAGAAAUGGGCGAGGAAGAUUAUGACGACUUCACCAAGGAGCUCAACCAAUACCGCAAGGCCAAAGAGGGAGGCGGCCGCAGCGGACGAGGUGGGUUCAUCGAUCAGGACCAUCAGAGAGGUGUAGACCCAGUACGGGUCCACCUGAGACUUAGUCCAACAGGUGAGACCACAGAGCAGAUUAAGAGCUGGAUGAUAAUCUGGAAGGUGGAGAUGAGGAUCAGGAGCUUCUCAGAUACCAGCAGGUUUUUUUUUUAUCACGUUCUUCUCACCUUAAAUUCAACCGAGACUCCUGACGGUCCAGGGUUCCUUAUUGACCCCAAACCCUGAAGAUCAGUCCACUAAAGUUGUAAUUGAUUAACCUGUGUGUCCACAGGGGGCCGAGGUCGAAUGAGGGGCAUGAGGGGCCGUGGAGGACUGAGAGGAGGGAGGAGAGGAAGAGGAGGGAGCAGAGGAAGAGGAGGCCGCGGUGGAAAGAUGGGAGGAGACAAUGACGACGGAGACGGUUAUGGAGAUGAGAUGGAGGUGAGGGUCCGAAUUCAGGUUCUAAAUGAAGGUUCAAGAACUCAGUCACCAACAUGUGGGUCUGUCCCGACAGUACGGGGACGAGGACUACGACAACAUGGGGGACGAGGACUACGACGACUACUGCAAGGAGCUGAGUCAUUACAAGAAGUCCAAAGACCGGGGCAGAGGUGAGUCUGCAGAUCUGUGUGUGUGUGUGUGUGUGUGUGUGUGUGUGUGUGUGUGUGUGUGCGCGUGAACUCACGCUCUGCUCUUAAACCGUCUCAGGAGGAAAAGGUGGCCGUGGGCGGGGCAGAGGUAAAGGAGGGCGGGGCAUGAUCAGAGGAGGAAAAGGUCGAAACCGAGGCAGAGGAAGAGGAGACAUGGGAAACGAUGAUGACAACAGUGGAGACAUGGACAACGGGGUAAGACUCAGUCUGAAGGACUCUGGUGGAAAUGAACCGUGUGAUCCAGAGUGAGAAGAUGAUGGAGAAGGUGUGAUCUUCUGUGUGUUUUAGGACGGAGGUGGAGGAGGAGACGGGCCAGGAAUGGGGAGGAGGAACCAGAACGAGAAGCACCAGGAUAAGAAAGGAAAGGCUAUCUGCAAGUACUACAUCGAGGGACGAUGCACAUGGGUGAGAAAGUCCAACAUCAGAGUGUGGGCCUCACAGCAGGAUCUAAUGAACCCUGAGUGGGACCGAAGUUCUCUGAAGUCCACGUUUAAUUCACCUUCACCCUUUCAUCACCUACAGGGGGACCACUGUAACUUCAGCCACGACAUCGAGCUGCCCAAGAAGAAGGAGCUCUGCAAGUUCUACAUCACUGGAUUCUGUGCAAGAGCGGACCACUGUCCGUACAUGCACGAUAUCCUUUAACAUGUUCAACUGGGAACCACUCAAACCAGUCAGAGUUAUUCUUACACGUAGACCAGUGAAACCAGUCAGAGUUCUUCUCCCCCAGUGUUUGUCCUUGACUCCUGCUCACGUGAGUUCCCCUGUAAGUUGUUCCACACCACGGGGAACUGUGUGAACGGGGACGAGUGUAUGUUCUCCCACGAGUCCCUCAACGAUGACACCCAAGAGCUGCUGAACAAGGCAGGUUCCUCCUCACACACUCGGUCCUCUUUACUGGACCAGUACCAGUGAGUUCUGGUCUCCGUCAGUGUCGGCUGUGAUCAUGACUGAGCGUGUGUUUUCAGAUGCUGGCUGAAGAUGCUGAAGCUGGAGCUGAGGAUGAGAAGGAGGUGGAGGAGCUGAAGAAGCAGGGGAUCAACCCUCUCCCUAAACCCCCUCCUGGAGUUGGACUUCUCCCCACUCCUCCUAGACCGGUUCCUCUGGACAACAACACCGGACCUGUCGACUUCAGUGGGCCUGCAGCUGGGGACUUUGGGGGUCUUCCUGGACCCAACCAGGGGCCCAUUUCCACCAAAUGUCCCCCAGUACCAGGACAAGGGCCUGUCCCUGGGCCGAACAUGUGUGCUGGACCCCCUGUCCUUGGCCCUGAUGGAAGUCCCUUCCAGGGAGGACCCCCAAAUCCAGGGUGUCCCCCUCCUCACAUGGGCCCUCCACCUCCAGGUGGUGCAGGUGGAGGAGGCGGAGGGAAGAAGAUCCCCUCGUUGUUUGAGAUUAAAGUCCAGCCGACGGGACAGCUGGCUCAGAAACUGGCCGUCAGGUAAGAGGUCCAAAAAACCAAACAGACUUCUGGGGGGUCAAAGGUCACGGUCGGUGUUCGAAAGGUUCUUAUGUAGACCUUCACCUGGAGGCUGUAGAUGUGACCUUCAGUUCUGGUUUAACCUUCUAAUGACGUCUGCAGAGUUAAAAUGGAAGAUAAUAAAGUCAGACAUGAGGAGAGAGUUAAAAACGAGGAGAGAGUUAAAAACAUGAGGAGAGUUAAAAACAGUUAAAAACAUGAAGAGAGUUAAAAACAGUUAAAAACAUGAAGAGAGUUAAAAACAUGAGAGUUAAAAACGAGGAGAGUUAAAAACAUGAAGAGAGUUAAAAACAGUUAAAAACAUGAAGAGAGUUAAAAACAUGAGAGUUAAAAACGAGGAGAGUUAAAAACAUGAAGAGAGUUAAAAACAGUUAAAAACAUGAAGAGAGUUAAGAACAAGGAGAGUUAAAAACAAGGAGAGUUAAAAACAAGAAGAGAGUUAAAAACAGUUAAAAACAUGAAGAGAGUUAAAAACAAGGAGAGUUAAAAACAAGGAGAGUUAAAAACAAGAAGAGAGUUAAAAACAGUUAAAAACAUGAAGAGAGUUAAAAACAGUUAAAAACAUGAAGAGAGUUAAAAACAUGAAGAGAGUUAAAAACAGUUAAAAACAUGAAGAGAGUUAAAAACAGUAAAAAACAUGAAGAGAGUUAAAAACAGUUAAAAACAUGAAGAGAGUUAAAAACAUGAAGAGAGUUAAAAUUAUGAGAGUUAAAAACAGUUAAAAACAUGAAGAGAGUUAAAAACAUGAAGAGAGUUAAAAACAGUUAAAAACAUGAAGAGAGUUAAAAACAGUUAAAAACAUGAAGAGAGUUAAAAACAUGAAGAGAGUUAAAAACAUGAGAGUUAAAAACGAGGAGAGAGUUAAAAACAUGAAGAGAGUUAAAAACAGUUAAAAACAUGAAGAGAGUUAAAAACAUGAAGAGAGUUAAAAACAGUUAAAAACAUGAAGAGAGUUAAAAACAUGAAGAGAGUUAAAAACAGUUAAAAACAUGAAGAAAGUUAAAAACAUGAAGAGAGUUAAAAACCUGAGGAGAGUUAAAAACAGUUAAAAACAUGAAGAGAGUUAAAAACCUGAGGAGAGUUAAAAACAGUUAAAAACAUGAAGAAAGUUAAAAACAUGAAGAGAGUUAAAAACAGUUAAAAACAUGAAGAGAGUUAAAAACAUGAAGAGAGUUAAAAACAGUUAAAAACAUGAGGAGAGUUAAAAACAUGAAGAGAGUUAAAAACAGUUAAAAACAUGAAGAGAGUUAAAAACAUGAAGAGAGUUAAAAACAUGAAGAGAGUUAAAAACAGUUAAAAACAUAAAGAGAGUUAAAAACAUGAGGAGAGUUAAAAACAUGAAGAGAGUUAAAAACAUGAGAGUUAAAAACAUGAAGAGAGUUAAAAAACAUGAGGAGAGAGUUAAAAACAUGAAGAGAGUUAAAAACAUGAAGAGAGUUAAAAACAUGAAGAGAGUUAAAAACAGUUAAAAACAUAAAGAGAGUUAAAAACAUGAGGAGAGUUAAAAACAUGAAGAGAGUUAAAAAACAUGAGGAGAGAGUUAAAAACAUGAAGAGAGUUAAAAACAUGAAGAGAGUUAAAAACAUGAAGAGAGUUAAAAACAUGAAGAGAGUUAAAAACAUGAAGAGAGUUAAAAACAUGAGAGUUAAAAACAUGAAGAGAGUUAAAAAACAUGAGGAGAGUUAAAAACAUGAAGAGAGUUAAAAAACAUGAAGAGAGUUAAAAACAUGAAGAGAGUUAAAAACAUGAAGAGAGUUAAAAACAUGAAGAGAGUUAAAAACAUGAAGAGAGUUAAAAACAUGAAGAGAGUUAAAAACAUGAGGAGAGAGUUAAAAACAUGAAGAGAGUUAAAAACAUGAAGAGAGUUAAAAAACAUGAGGAGAGUUAAAAACAUGAAGAGAGUUAAAAACAUGAAGAGAGUUAAAAACAUGAAGAGAGUUAAAAAACAUGAAGAGAGUUAAAAACAUGAAGAGAGUUAAAAACAUGAGAGUUAAAAACAUGAAGAGAGUAAAAAACAGUUAAAAACACGAAGAGAGUUAAAAACAUGAAGAGAGUUAAAAACAUGAAGAGAGUUAAAAACAGUUAAAAUUAUGUGGAGAGUUAGUAACGUGACGAGUUGAUACCUCUGAGGAUGAACUUGGAGUUUUCUGAAUUUUUAAUGAGACAAAAACAGACAAACAUCACCAUCACUGUGAACUCUGACCUCCUUAUUAUCAGUGAGAGGACAGUAUCUCCACAGCUUUGACCUUCUCGCUCCAUCACCUCUGAUGGACAUGGACCCUGUGAGACCCUGUUCUGACUGAGGGUCCGGAUUUAAAGGUUCUUGUUUUGGAGUCAGAACCUCUAAAACUGCUGCUUCACUUUUCCUGGUUUGACCUUCUGCUCCUCCUCCUCCUCCUCCUUCAGGGGUCAGACUCCCAGCAGCACUCAGGGCCAGACUGCAGCCCCUGGACCACAGGGAGCCCCCGGUGCACCGCCCACCCACUUCCCUUCCCCCCCAGGGAUGAUGUCCCCAGAUAUGGGACCCAACCACGGGAUGAAUCAGGGGAUGCCCACCAUGGGCCCCGGUGGUCUACCCAUGAUGGGAGGAUUUCCAUCAGGUGAAGGAGGCGCUCUGCCCCCCGGGCCUCCUCAGGGUGGAGGAAACUUCUUCAAUAACUACUUCAACCAGCAGGAGGGGUCCAACAUGGAGGGCGUGGUUCAGGAGGGUGAGCGUGAACUUCAGUCCACCUGGAUCUCCAUCAGCUCUCCUCUGACCUCCUGUACUAACCACUUCCUUUCUCCUCAGGUGACAACUACCAGGGGUUCGAGGACAGAGGAGGAGGAGCCGGGAAAUUUGGCAAUCAAGGAGGCGGCCAAGAGGGCUCGGCUAACGGAGCACCGACCAAUCAGGGAGGGAUACCUGUGCCUGACUUCCUGCCGCCAGCUCAGCGCGUCCUGUUCAUGAGGAUCCAACAGAAGCAGCAGGAGGAGGAGGAGAGAGCUCGCAGGAUGGCGGAGGGAGGAGCAGAGAGGAGCAGAGAGGCUGAAGGUUAGUGCUUUAUAGAUAAACCUGUCCGGGUUCUUGGACCCGGGUCGCUGCGUCUGGUUCCUGAACGCCAUCAGACUCUGACCUGAACAGGUGAUGAACAUGCAGGUUCACCGACGAUCCCACAUGACACCCUAGAUAUAGUUUAGAGUUUCUCAGGAUCUACACCGUGUUUCUCUACGGGAUUAAAACUGUUUAAAAGUUUACUCUUUAGUCGAUCUAUCGAGGGUUUCCAGACAUUUCUACACCUGCUACAAGGUUUACAAUCUAACCACAAAAACAGGUGUUUGAUCAGAGACGUUUGAUGGUAAAUCCGCAGUGAAAACAGGAUUAUUGAUCAGAUUAAUGUGAUUAAAAAAAGAUCACUUCCGGGUUUGACGAGCUGUUAUGAUGACGUCUUUUUCCGUCAAACUUUCGACCAAUCACACGGUCUCAUAUUCUUCUUCUACUGUUCCCUUGAUGGUAGUGUCCAAUAAGAGACGAGAAAGUUCCCUGCUUGUCUGUAAAAUCAGAAAUAAUGUUCCUCAAUGUUUGGAAACAAGUAAAGAAGAGACUCUGAGCAGGAUGAUGUGGUCCUCUGUCUCAUCACAGAAACAACUGUAAACGGUCAAAAACUCCUGAAGAAUGAGUGUAAAUAUGUCAAUAGUUUCUGUUGUUUGUUUGUUCCAAUCCCAAUAUUUCUGCUCCUGAUAGACUUGAGAGGAUGAUGUUCAGGUGAGGAAAGGCUCGGUCUCUGUAGAUUCAUGUGUUUAUUCUAACAAAGUUCUGUUGGGAUCAGUUUCAGUUUUAGUUGACUUCGAUGGUUCUGGAUCUUCUGUCACAUUUACAUCAUCUUUAUCCAUAAACUGAAUCUGAGGUCGUCCUGAAAACAAAGACGUGUUUAUAUGGAGCUGGGAGUUAAAGGGUUAAAACAUGUCUGCUCUUUCCCAGGUGACUCAGGGAACUGGUACUCCAGUGAAGACGAGGAUGGCGGCGGCAGUGUGACCUCCAUCCUGAAGACCCUCCGUCAGCAGACCCAGCCUUCUCAAAAACCUGACGGACCCCCGAGUGACCCUCGCCUCCUGAAGGCCCCUCCUGCCAGCGCUCCUGCGCGCCCGGCAGACCCUCGCUUGGCUCGAGACCCUCGUCUGGCACGUGCCGCAGAUUCCUCCGAGUCCGCCCACGCCAUGCUCGCUCCGUCUUCUUCUUCUUCUGGACCGCCUGCAGACCCCAGGUUGGCCCGGCUGGCCGCUGCCUCGUCCCAGGGUCCUCCUGCCCCUAAAUCAGAACCUCCUCUGGUCUACAAGCCCCCCCCUCUCACGGCCCCGCCUGCAGAGGAGGAGGAGACGGAGCGAGUUCUGCGGGACAAGCCGGUACCGAUCCCUCUGGACCCGCUCAUGGGUAUGGCUCUGAGGGACCCCCGCUCUCAGCUGCAGCAGUUCAGUCACAUUAAGAAGGACAUCGUCCUCCACAUGCCGGCCUUCAUCAAGACCGUCACCUGGUCCCCUGAAGACCUCCUUCCUCUCCCCAUCCCAAAGCAGGACCUCCUCCCCCUCCCUCCAGGCAUCCCUCCGGUCCCCUCGGUGGAUUCACGCCUCUCUCGCGCUCCGCAGCCCCCCCCGGUCCAGCCUCCUCUGGACCCCCCUGCCUCCUCCUCGUCCUCGUCUCUGCCGGACUUUGAGCUCCUGUCUCGAAUCCUGAAGACCGUGAACUCCAGCCCGUCUCAGACCCCCUCCCCUCCUCUUUUACCUCCCGCUGCUCCCCCUGGACCCCUGCUGGGCCCGCCCCCCUCGAUGCCUCCUGUAGAAAAACCCGUAGACCCCCGUAUGGCCCGUAAAGUCCCCACAGACCCCCGUCUCCAGCCCCAGAAGUCGGCCCUGAAGCCGCCCUCUGACCCCCCCACAGCUCCUCCUGUCACCUCCAUCUCCUCAGUAACCACCUCUAGCUCCUCCCCUCCCGCCAUCGCUCCUUAUGACCCCCGGCUGCUCUCCACUGGGGGGGCGGGGCGCAGUGUGGGCUCAGGGUCACCAGGGGGAGCCAGUGUUCUGAGCAGCAUCAGUCUGUAUGACCCCAGGACUAAUAAACCGGGUAGUCCUGGUACCAGCAGUGGUUCUAACAACUCCCCCAACUCAGCCAGUACAGACCCCAAACCCAGUGACCCCCCAACCAGUAAACCCAAGUCCAAGGAGCCCCUGUUUGUCCGCAAGUCCGCCUUGGACCAACCCGAGCCUGAGAAGAGCUCAGAGGGGGGGACGGACCGGUACAACAGCUACAACAGACCCCGACCCAAACCGGCCCCCUCGCCCAACUCCACGGUCCAGGGGGGGGCCGGGGGGGCCGCGGCUGGAGGUCAGGGGGCUGCAGGAGCUGCUGGAGAUCAGGGUCCCUCCGGGGUCCACAAUCUACCCGUGUCGUCUUUAUUCGGGGUGGCCAAACAGGCAGCAAAGCCUGCUGGGACAAGUAGUCCGUUCGGAGGCAGCAGCCCGGUCCAGACGGACCAGACCGCCACCGAGCAGGACAACGCCUCCCUGAAGGACGUUUUCAAAGGGUUCGACCCCACAGCCUCGCCCUUCUGUCAGUGACCCCCCAACCCUGAACUCUGAGGGAGUUUUUACACGAGUGAGGAGAGAGAGAGAGAGAGAGAGAGAGAGAGAGAGAGAGAGAGAGAGAGAGAGAGAGAGAGAGAGAGAGAGAGAGAGAGAGAGACUGCACUGAGAACACACACACACACACACACACACACACACACACAGUGGGGGGGCGGGGUCAGGGUUCAGAGUAAAUUUUAAACAGACUCGUGGGUCGUUUAUAAACCUGGUUCCUCUCUCUGCUGGACAGUCCGUCACACAGCAGCUUCGUUCAUGAGGCGUCCACCCGUGACCUCCUCCUCCUCCGCCCGCCGUCUGUCCUCGCUCUCCUCACCUUUAAACUGGUCGUCUCUGAUUGGACGCUCAGAGCUGAUGAUGUUCUGGCCGUGACAGGAAGUAGCGUUGGCGGUGUUUGUUAGUGAUGAGCGCUGCAGUCGACCACAGAAACCAACAUGUCUGCCUUUGUGUCCCACAUUUCUGUUCUUGUUUCUUUGUUCAGAACUAAAGUAAAUUUUUUAUCUCGAUGCGUCAUGUCGUCACACUUUCUGCACAAACUUCCUCAAAUCUCUCUUCUUCUUCUUUUUCCUCUUUCUAGUAUUUAUUAUUUUUCUACUUCUUUGCACUGACGCCGCCGCCGCCGCCGCCUCGUGUUCUUGGAGGGCGGACUUUAUGGUUUUAACGUGUUCACACCUGGUUCGGACCCCUCACAGCCUCAGGUGAAGGUCAAAUCAGAAAUGAGGGUUUGAAUGUUUGGUGACCGAGGAGCGUUCAGAGUUUCAUCUACGUUCUUCUGUUCGGGUCUGAGUCAGGAAACCGCGUCUGACCUUUGACCGGGUCAGCUCUUCACAGAACUGAAUCCAGACUGAAGGUCUCUGUUGGUGGUUGGAGGACGUGUUUGCGUCCUCGUUCAGGAGCUUCUCGCUUUAACGGCUGGUGUGACAAUCUUUAACCUCGACUUGGACCUAAAACUUCGCUCACACACGAAAUCUCUGACCGCUGCUGUCCGCCUGAGCGCCGCCUUUAGACGACCAUGUGACCGAACUUUGGGACUCCUCAAACACAGACUGAACAGGGUCAUCACGGCGCUCAUGUCCCCGUCUUCAGCUCGCUCCUCCUUCAGCUGUUGGAGUCAGGAGGAGGCGCAGGUUCAUGGUUGGUUUCAGGAGAGUGUGUGUGUGUGUGUGUGUGUGUGUGUGUGUGUGUGUGUGUGUGUGUGUGUGUGUGUGUGUGUGUGUGUGUGUGUGUGUGUGUGUGUGUGUGUGUGUGUGAGAGUGAGGCUGCGUUUGUAUAAAUGUUGAUCAUUUUAAUUUAUUUUUAUACAGCAGUGAGUUAAACUUCUGGAGGUUUUUGAACAGAAUCAUUUUAUAUACGAGGAGGAGGAUGAUGAUGAUGAUGAGGAUGAUGAUGAUGAUGAUGAUGAGGAGGAGGAGAUACCUGCUCACCUGGGCGGGACAGAGGCCGCCUGGUUCUGAGAGAGAAAGAGAGAGAGAGGACAGAGACAGAGAUUAUUUUUUUAUUUAGUUUGUGUAAAAAGAUUAAAAACUAACUUCAGAUUGACGGUCGAUCCUCCGCUGAUGAAGAGCUGCUGAGAGUCUGAGACGUCAGGUGGAUUCGCGGGUUCGUCGUUUUCUUUACGGCUUCUUCUUCUUCUUCUUCUUUGUUGUUUUAUACGUUUGUUUUUUUUUCUUGCUCUGUAAAUCGACCAGAAUCUGUGGAGGAGUUUUCUAACUGUUGACUGUAGGUGAGGAUGUCAAAGUAUUGAAAUAAAGUUGAUACAACAUCAGACGCCCUAACCUGGUUUUCACUCAUUCAUGUUAAAAAAAAAGAGGUUUAACUUUAGUGGAAAUAAUCAGUCAGAGGAGGAGAGAAGACGUCAGACUGGAGAUACACUUUAAUAUAUAUAAUUU
Xyrichtys novacula (pearly razorfish) is the source of this 14712-nucleotide messenger RNA. NCBI's taxonomy places the organism in Eukaryota, Metazoa, Chordata, Actinopteri, Labriformes, Labridae. The record is from the annotation of a GenBank genome assembly.